AAUAUCGUUAAUGUGUAAAUAGUUGACGCUUAAAUGCUUGUAUUACAUGGAGAAUUACGGCAGAGCGCCACGUCAGUACCCUGCACGGACGUCUUGUUAGAGGAAAGCAACGAUGUGUGGGACAUCCUCAGAGAAGAGAGCCACAAUUUUUCAGAAGAAGAAGGCAACUCACACAGAAAGAGAAGUAGCUCAUCUUUAGACUUUUUACCUGUUUCAACAGCUAUGAAGAUCCGGUGCGGGUCGUGCAGGAAAAUCGUGAAAAGCGGCCCUAACUUCAUGCACUCGAAGAUCUUCUUUCGAGACACAGUCCUCGACAACACCUCCUAUAAGUGCGAGACUUGUAAACGCGAAACCGUUGACUCGCUCUACUCGCCUAACCUAACCUAUAACAAUCGUUUUGAAGCGGUGAAGUUCAAAUGUAGUAUAUGUAUGUAUGAGACAAAAUACCGCAGUGCUCUCAAGUCUCAUAUGUUGAAACAUAAAGACAGGUCGGAAGUUAAAAUGUAUAAAUGCGACUACUGUAACUAUGAAACCAGACACAAAACGGCAUUGAAACCCCACAUUUUGAAACACCAGGAUCCAUCGCAAGUUGAGAUGUUCCACUGCGACUCCUGCGAAUAUCAGACAAGAUACAAACCUGCUCUGAAGUCUCAUCUGCUCAACCACAAAGACCCGUCGGAGAUCAACAUGCAUUCUUGCGACAUGUGCGAUUACAACACAAGGUUCAAAAGUUCCCUCAACUCGCAUAUGCUCAAGCAUAUGGACCCGUCGGAGAUUCAGAUGUUUAAAUGCGAGAUCUGCACCUAUGAGACUAAACAUAAAACGUCGUUAAAGUCUCAUAUGCUUAACCAUAAAGAUCCGUCAGAGGUGAAGAUGCAUAAAUGCGAAGAGUGUGACUACAACACUAAGUUUAAGAGUUCCUUGAAGUCACACAUGCUAAAGCACAAAGAUUCUUCUGAAAUUCACAUGUAUAAGUGCGACUCCUGCGAAUAUGAGACUAGACAUAAAAGCGCGUUGGCGUCUCACAGUUUAAACCACAAAGACAACUCUGAGGUGCCACUUUAUCUGUGCAACUUGUGCCCUUACGAGACCAAGCGAAGGGCCAACUACAAAUUGCACAUCAUGACCCAUAAAGACCCCUCAGAAAUCCAAAUGUACACAUGCGAGACAUGCGGAUACAGCACCAAGUACAAAAGCGUCCUCAAAUCUCACAAAUUAAUUCACCAGGAUCCGUCAGAAGUGGAAAUGUACCGGUGCCACCUGUGCGACUACGAAACCAGACGGAGGCAAAAUAUAAAAAUGCACGUUCUGACACAUAUGGACCCCUCCGAAAUUCCCAUGUACACGUGCGACCACUGCGAGUACAAAACCAAGUACAAGAGUGCUCUCAAGUCGCAUCUUCUAAACCACAAAGAUCCCUCCGAAAUACAAAUGUUCAACUGCGAGAGCUGCGAGUACAAAACAAAGUACAAGUUCUCGCUCAAAUCGCACAUGCUGAGUCACAAAUCCGCCUCAGAAGUACCCACGUUCACUUGCGAGUUGUGCCCGUAUGAGACCAAGCGUAAAGCGAACUACCACUCGCACAUUUUAAUCCACAAAGACCCGUCUGAGGUCAAAAUGUUCGAGUGCGACACGUGCGAGUACAAGACAAGGUACAGAAGCGCGCUCAGCUCGCACUUGCUCAGUCACAAAGAUCGAACCGAGACGCAGAUGUACAACUGCGAUGAAUGUCCGUACGAGACCAAGUACAAAGGCGCGCUUAGGACACACAAACUGAACCACAAAGAUUCUUCGGAACUGAAAACAUACUCGUGCACUUUGUGCACGUACGAGACGAAACGUAAGAUGAACUUCCAUGCUCACAGUUUGAGCCAUAAGGAUCCGUCGGAGGUUCAGAUGCACGCUUGUGACACUUGCGAGUACAAAACUAGGUACAAAAGCGCGCUUAAAUCUCACGCCUUGGCCCACAAAGAUCCCUCGGAGAUUGAAAUGUACAAGUGCGAGUUCUGUGAGUAUCAAUCCAGGUAUAAGAGUGCGAUUAAGACACACGUUGUGAACCACAAACAACCCUCGGAGAUUCAGAUGUUCAAGUGUGAAAGCUGCGAGUAUCAAACUAGGCAUAAAGGUUCGCUCAAAGCGCAUUUGUUGAAGCAUAAAAGUCCCUCGGAAGUACCUAUGUUCACUUGCGAAUGUUGCCCGUACGAGACCAAGCGUAAGACCAGCUUCAAGUCGCACAUGUUGAUGCAUAUGGACCCCUCGCAGAUACAAAUGCACGCUUGCGACAAAUGCGAGUACAAAACGAAAUAUAAAAGUGCCCUUAACUCGCACGUUUUAUCCCACAAGGACCCGUCGGAGAUAAAGAUGCAUACUUGCGAGGUCUGCCAAUACACCACAAAGUAUAAAGGAGCGUUAAAGUCGCACAUGCUUAACCACAAAGAUGCGUCCGAGGUCACGGUGUACACCUGCGAGUUUUGUACGUACGAGACGAGGCGUAAGACUAACUUUCACAUACAUUCACUGUCCCACAAGCAACCGUCAGAGAUACAAAUGCACUCGUGCGACGUAUGCGAGUACAAAACAAAAUACAAGAGCGCUCUGAACUCGCACGCCUUGUCCCACAAAGACCCCUCGGAGAUACAGAUGUUCAAAUGUCACACUUGCGAGUACGAGACGCGGUACAAAAGCGCCUUAAAAUCACACGUAGCGAACCACAAACCCAACGAAGGGCAGUCGUACAAAUGCGACGGUUGCGAGUUCGAAACCAACAACAAAUCUACGUUAAAAUCGCAUAUUAUCACACAUAAAGAUCCGUUGGAGGUGGUUAUCUACACUUGCGACUCUUGCAGCUACGAAACGAAGCGCAAAACUAACUACCAAUCGCAUUUGUUGAUACACAAGGAUCCGGCAGACGUUAAGAUGUACCAGUGCGACGAGUGCGACUACGCGACGAAAUACAAGAGCUCCUUGAAGUCGCACGUGUUGAACCACAAGGACCCAUCGGAGAUCGAGAUGUUUAAAUGCGACAUGUGCAGCUACGAAUCGAGAUUUAAGAGUAGCCUCAAGUCACACAUUCUCAACCACAAAGAUCCCUCGGAAAUAGACAUGUUCAAGUGCGACGAGUGCGACUACGAGACGAAGUAUAAGCGCGCGUUGUCUUCGCACAAACUGAACCACAUGGACCCGUCGCAGAUUCCCAUGUUCAAGUGCGCGUCUUGCGACUACGAGACCAAGUAUAAGAACGCGUUGAAGUUACACGUGGCGCACCACAAGGAUCCGUCGGAAGUGGAGAUGCAUUCGUGCGAAAAGUGCGAUUAUAAAUCGAAGUACAAGUCGUGUCUGAAGUCGCACAUGGCGAAGCACGAGGAGCUUUCCGUCAUUUGAGUCGCUUUUACGUACGGCGGAGCUGCAAUGCGAUUGGAGAGGUGGAAGCCGGAGAUGAAAAACGCUUUUUGUCUCUUUGUUUCCAGCGGUUUACCGAGAUGGAACUGAAGAUUAGGAGGAAUUAUACCCACGGAAAGGGAAGAGUAGUUCUUACUUAAAGUGUAAAGAACUGAAAUUUACUUGUAUAGAGAAGAAUAUCGUUAAUGUGUAAAUAGUUGACGCUUAAAUGCUUGUAUUACAUGGAGAAUUACGGCAGAGGUGGGUGAAGUAGAUCUAAAAAAAAAGAAAUGUAUCUGGAAUGAUAGGGACUGUACAUUGAUUUAUGUAGGGUGUUAGGUAAAUAACUUUCGUAGAAGUAACAGUUGAUUCUUUGCAUCAUUUUGAAGAAAUUUGGACAUGUUAAAACUUCAAUGGCGCCCAACUGUAACUCCGAUCGUCACAUUUCGAACUUCGAACGGAACUGUAAAAUUUGAUAUUAAUUUUGCAAAUAAAGUGUAUAUGAUAUUAAAAUAGCUGUUUGCAGCAAAAACGUCGGUUAAUUGAAAAU
Anoplophora glabripennis (Asian longhorned beetle) is the source of this 3928-nucleotide messenger RNA. RefSeq names its product zinc finger protein 99-like. Bases 34 to 3381 code for a protein of 1115 amino acids. Gene Ontology annotation, biological process: regulation of transcription by RNA polymerase II. Lineage: Eukaryota; Metazoa; Arthropoda; Insecta; Coleoptera; Cerambycidae. Gene Ontology annotation, cellular component: nucleus. The record is from RefSeq and is a predicted model, not a curated record. The transcript is spliced from 2 exons. Gene Ontology annotation, molecular function: DNA-binding transcription factor activity, RNA polymerase II-specific; RNA polymerase II transcription regulatory region sequence-specific DNA binding.